AUGCUCAGCGAACAGCCAUUUCUUUAUAUUCCUGGAGAUCUGCUCCUACCGGCCGUUUUUGAUAUUCAUUACAUGGGUAUCUCUCCGUUUGUGUGCGGACCGAUUCGUCUCUAUGGAGGUUUCCAGAAUUCCGAGGCUAUGACCUUUGCCCUUGAUUGGAUUAACUCAGGGAAGUUUAGUUCACUCAAGGCGCAUAAUGUCAGUCUUGGUGCCCUGGGGUUUGAUGGUUGUGCCACACCAGAACAAGCCAAGACAUUGGCAUUUGCUCUUCAUUAUGGACUUUUUGACACUAAGCGCCUUGGUAUCGAAAACUUUUUACCUUCUCUACUGCAAGGUUGGCUAAGUUAUGACAGCGGUAGCACGAUUAAAAUGUCUUCCAUCCUGCAACCCAUCGGCGUGCCACUGGUUAGCCCAGGUGCAACAUCUCCGGCCCUUCUCGACAAAACAACUUACUCGACAUUCUUCAGGAGCAUACCGUCUGAUCUUGAAGUCGCCAGAGUGAUGGCAAAAAUGGUCAAGGUGCUCGGCUUCAGUUACAUCAUCACCUUAAAUGCACCGGACGCCGGCAGCAAAGGUGCUUUGGAAGAAUUCCGCAAAACGGUCGAAGCUUUGGAUGUCUGCAUUGCGUCUUCGCUUGAGUUUGGCACAGACACGACGGCUGAUAAUCUCAUUUAUAACAUCGUCAUGUCAAGCACUCGUGUUGUGGUCGUUUUUGCAGAAUUUGGACGCGAUAUACUGAACUUAUUGAACGCCAAAAUGAAAUUUACAGCCGGGAAAGACAUUGUGUUUAUAUCAAAUCGAGGCUGGUACCUGCCCUCUACCAUGUCGAACUAUGUUAUCGAAAAGGCGAUUAUGUUUCAGAAAGACUUUCCAAUUAUCAAUGAAUUCAAAAGCUGGUUGCAGAAAAAGACACCGGCCAAUCAUGACAUGUCAAAUCCGUGGUUCAUUGAAUAUUUUGAAAAAUACUACAACUGCUCCAUGGGUAUCGACUGCUCCAAAAGGCAGUCCCUGGUCAGUGGUCGCUUCGUACAGGAUGUCACUGUUGUUCCGACUAUUGAUGCCGUCUUUGCUCUGGCUACAGGUCUGGAGAAAACUCUGGAAAAGAAGUGCGGACAAGCUUAUUCCGGUGUCUGCAGUAAGUUUCUUUACGACAAAGACACUCGAGAGAUGUUAAUGCAGAAUAUGGACUCGAUGAAGCUGAAAACGAUUUACAACGCUGAUUUUAAAUUCGUUAACCGGGAACGGGAAAUGAAAAUAGUGAUCAAAAGAAUCGCCAAUGGAAGCGUAGAUUACAUUGCGGAAUAUGCAAACAACACGCUGAAUUAUUAUAGCAACGAGGAUGAAAUUGUUCGAGAGUAUGAACGUGUCCUGUCAAAAUGUUACGGAUUUUGCGCCAAAUGCGAAAGCAAGUCGAAAAACACCGAAAAAUUCAUCUUCACCCCAGGAGAUUUUAUACUUGUCGGUCUUUUUGAUGUGCACAAGAAAGGAGCCACGCCCUAUACCUGUGGCGCGAUUAACGGCAAGCAGGGUUAUCAACUGGUCGAAGCUUUUAACUACGCAGUCAAUUACGUCAACAGUCGGCAAGGGAUCUUCAGUCAAAUCUUUCGGGGCGUCACCCUCGGCUCAUUGUCCCUAGACGUUUGCCAGAGCCCACUGAGAGCUGCCAACCUGGUUACAAAUCUACACAACCAGAAUGUACAACUAUUUAGCAAUUUUUCUAACACGGCCAUUGAUUCGAACGAUUUCCAAGUGUACAUAGGUCCAUUCGACAGCGCGUCGUCCAUUCGGGUGGCCGAAGUGCUGACCAAACUAGGCGUUCCACAAAUCAGUUACGGGGCCACCAGCGUCGAACUCCGCAAUGAGAACUAUCCGUUCUUUCUGCGUACAGUACCGGCCGACGACAAGCAAGCAAGAGCCAUGGUUGCUUUCCUGAAGAGAUUUGAUAUUAAAUACGUGCAAGUGAUAAACACAAAUGACACAGUUGGUCACAAUGGCAAAGAAGAAUUCGCUAAGCUGGCCUUUAUUAAUAAAAUUUGCAUCGUUCAGAACAUAAGCCUUAAACGGGAGGAAGCCUUAACUCAAAAAGACGCCGAUAUAGGUGUCGCGAAAUUGUUAGCGUUUCCCAAAAGUAAUGCAGUUAUUGUAUUUACCGCAAAUCCACGACUUAUUCUUUUAGCCGCCGAGAAAAAUAGUCAAGUCGCUGGAAGGUUUCUCUUUUUGGCCACUGACAAAUGGGGUGCUGACCUUGACAUGCUAAAAGGGCUUGAUAACUUACUAGCUUACCGACAUGUGGUCAUAUUUGAUAUAGAAACGGCCGAUCUUCCCGGCUUCGAUAUAUAUCUUGACAAGAAGACACCAGUUACAAACUUUAAUAAUCCUUGGUUUGACGAAUAUUAUCAGCUUCUGUAUAAGUGUAGUAUAGGCACUCCAACCACCCAAUACCCGAAACAGUGUUUGCAUACAACUUAUAAGACUUUACCAAGAGCUAACUCCUAUAUACAAGAUCCGUAUGUUCUUUACGUCGUGAAUUCAGUCUUUUCUGCCGCUAUUGGAAUCCAUAAAACUCUGCAGAAUAUCUGUGGAAUGAAUUAUCGAGGACUCUGUCUGAACUUCUUGAACAGUGGAGACCAAAGACAGGAAAUUCUUCGAGGAAUUAAAAAAGCUGAAUUUCAAGACGCUACCAGGCAGCCGUUCUUCUUCGUCGAAGAUAUCUUUGAAAGCGAUCGGGGAUACCAUAUUUAUGAGCCAGUUGACUCAAACACCGGAAGCAAAAGUUACAGAUACGAAAAUAUUGGCAGUUACAAUGAUACCUACCAUCUGAAGAUUGACGCUCGUUACCGACUAGACUGGCCGACAUCAUGCCAAAAGCCGUCAUGUCCUAAAUGUAUAUUUCCACCCUAUCAGCCGUCGCGUUUUGCAGUGAAAAAGUCACCCUAUUACCUCAACAUUGUGGCUGUCUUUGACAUCCACAUGGCAGACAGCAAUGGUCCGGGGAAAUGCGGCCGAUUAAACUGGAUGUCAGAUUUUCAAAAUUUACUCGCCUUUUUCUACGCGAUUGAAACCGUCAACAAAAAUUACCUAUUUAAACUAUCGAACAGUCUGCAGCUUGGUGGAGUCGCCAUCGAUACGUGUUCGAAUCCAUCCAGAAUUGGCCAGGACAUUUACAGUUUACUCAGUGGAGAAGGUCUUUGUGGCGUUGGUGGUACUGACAAAAUGCCUGUUCAUAUCUCUCUUUCGCGCUCUCUCUCUGUCCUAGUCUGUUCAUAUCUAUCUAUCUAUCUAUCUAUCUAUCUAUCUAUCUAUCUAUCUAUCGUAGUCUGUUCAUCUCUCUCUCUCUCUCUCUCUCUCUCUCUCUAUCUAUCUCUAUCUAUCCUAUCAUUUCAUAUCUAUCUUAAUCUGUUUAUAUCUAUCUAUCUAUCUAUCUAUCGUAGUCUGUUCAUCUCUCUCUCUCUCUCUCUAUCUCUAUCUAUCCUAGUCUAUUCAUAUCUUUCUUUCGCUCUCUCUCUCUAUCCUAGUCAUUUCAUAUCUAUCUUAAUCUGUUUAUAUCUAUCUAUCUAUCUAUCUAUCUAUCUAUCUAUCUAUCUAUCUAUCUAUCUCACAAAUAAGGUGAGAAUCUAUCUAUCUAUCUAUCUAUCUAUCUAUCUAUCUAUCUAUUUCUGUUCAUUAUCUAUCUAUCUAUCUAUCUAUCUAUCUAUCUAUCUAUCUAUCUAUCUAUCUAUCUAUCUAUUUCUGUUCAUUAUCUAUCUAUCUAUCUAUCUAUCUAUCUAUCUAUCUAUCUAUCUAUCUAUCUAUCUAUGCUUGUUCAUUAUCUAUCUUCUACCAUUCCUUGGUGCAUUGAAUAUUCCUGCCACAUCUGGUCUGGUGCUUCUGUUAUGUUUCACAACAAUUACCAUCUAUACGUUAGAUUUUUUUCUAUUUCUGUCUAUCUAUCUAUCUAUCUAUCUAUCUAUCUAUCUAUCUAUCUAUCUGAUUCUGUUUUAA
Messenger RNA from Acanthosepion pharaonis, 3981 nucleotides. The record is from the annotation of a GenBank genome assembly. NCBI's taxonomy places the organism in Eukaryota, Metazoa, Mollusca, Cephalopoda, Sepiida, Sepiidae.